Moneuplotes crassus is the source of this 831-nucleotide messenger RNA. Lineage: Eukaryota; Ciliophora; Spirotrichea; Euplotida; Euplotidae. The record is from the annotation of a GenBank genome assembly.
UCUGAGACCAAAAUGAUGCAAAGGAUUUCAAGAAGUCAGCACCCCAUUGCCAAGAAAUGGCAGUGCUUUGGCUGAUGUAUGCUCAUUUCAAUGAUAUUGUACUUUUUGAACUUUAUGCUGACCUCCACUUUUGCCUUUGGAGAAGGAGGAGCCCUCGGGAUUGUUUGUUUUAUAAUCGAUAUUGGAUUUAUUUUUGUGGCAUUUAGUACUUAUGGAGUGUUCUUAGGCCAGAAGGGAGGGAAAUUGAUUGCUGGACUGGUUAUUGGAGCAGUAGGAUUUUCUAACAUACUUGUGCUGAUGGUUCUAAUUGUCAAUUCAAGGAAUAAUGACUGUGAAGACUCAUUUGAUUGUCCUUUAUAUGGAAGCUUCCCAGUUAUUAUAAUUAUCCUAUUUUACCUCGCUGCUUUAAUGUUUCCAGGAUUAUAUUUCACUGCUAUGGUUCUAUCACAUGUUCCUUCAUGGGAUCCUAACAAAGUUCUUGAAGAAGGAGGUGAUGGAAAUGCAGCUGUAGUUGUUGAACAAAAUGCCCCUAUUCAAAUUAUGGAUCCUAAUGCUGGACAAAAUAACAACCCUUACAUCAAUCAUAACCCAUCAAAUCCUCAGCCUCAAAUGUUCGCUCCCCAAGUUAUCAUCAUGGAGCCAAUGCCAAUGCCAAUGCCAAUGGACCCAAAUGCUGGAAUUCAAAUGGGGAUGCAGCCUACUUAUAACAACCAAAAUGCUUAUCAACCCAACUCACAAGCACCUCAAAACACAUCUUCCCAAGCAAUGUACACUCCAAGCGGUCCUGCAGCCACUGGAAUUGACAACACUGAAACUGGGCAUCCUGUUUAA